Messenger RNA from Trichomonas vaginalis G3, 975 nucleotides. RefSeq names its product armadillo (ARM) repeat-containing protein family. The record is from RefSeq and is a predicted model, not a curated record. The transcript has a single exon. The coding region runs from base 1 to 975 and encodes 324 amino acids. NCBI's taxonomy places the organism in Eukaryota, Parabasalia, Trichomonadida, Trichomonadidae.
AUGAACGACAAGGAUAAACCAGCAGUUAUAAGUCGGCUUUCUACAAUUUUUCUUUGUUUAUUAACAGAAUGUCCAUCCGCCUGCCACGAAUCAACAGGAUUUCUAUAUAAUUUGCUUGAAUUCGUAGAUAAUACCGGCGUGUACGAUCUUUUCAAAGAAAUUUUCAAAAAAGACUCUGAAUUAAGAGUAAUUCAAGAGUUCUUAGUCGAAACUAAACUUACAACUUAUAUCGUUCGCAUACUUCGAGAACAUGAGAAUCUUGAAACUAUAAAAUGCAUGCUACGUCUAAUUUCUCAUGGAGCAAAUAAUAAAAUUAUGUGGCCAUCUUUUUGCUCUGAUGAAGUAUGUGAAGCGCUUAUAUUUAGAUCAGGAAUCGAAGAAAUCAAAAAUGAGUUAUGGGAAGCAGUAAAUGCAGUAGUUUGUACAAAAAAUGUCCAAACAAUGAAAAAUAUCAUACCGCAAGCUAUAAAUCUAAUAACAACUACAUACAUGAAACCUACAGCUGCUUUAGCCUAUUCUUUCGACUUUCUUUCAAAAAUAAUUCGACGAAGUGUUGAAAGUUUUACAGUUGAAUCAGUCAACCAAUUAUUAUCAUCAAUAAUUAGUUUACUUGCGAUCGUUCCUGAUUCUUCUAAUUUACUUGGAGCUGCAUUUCGUUUAAUUACAUCUUGUGUUAAAAUUAAGAAUUUUACUCAACCAACAUUGGACAUGGUCUUACCAGUUCUUGCCGCAGAAGCACCUUCUAGGGUUAGAUGCGCAGCUACAGCAAAUUGUGCAAAUUUUAUAUUGAAUUUACAAGAUAUGGCUUCAAAAGAUGCUGAGCUCUUCAAAUUACUUACGAAAUACGAAGAUUACCAAGAAAUUUGUUCAAGAUUUUUGCCUUGGUACUCUAAUGUUAUCAGUUCGAACUACAGAGGUGUUAUUUCAAUAUAUGACAAAGGUUCUCCUUUGAUGGGAACUUUCUCUUUAAUUUAA